CCCUGGCUGGUGGUGAUGGCUGCUGCUGCGUCCCUGUCUCCGGAGGAGCUGCUGCCCAAGGGCGGCUCGGGCAAGGCCGAGGAGCUGGAGGACGAGCUGGAGGAGGACGACGACGACGAGGAGCUGGACGAGACGCUGGCGGAGCGGCUGUGGGGGCUGACGGAGAUGUUCCCCGAGAGCGUCCGCUCGGCGGCCGGAGCCACCUUCGACCUGUCGCUGACGGUAGCGCAGAAGAUGUACAGAUUUUCCAGGGCAGCUCUGUGGAUUGGGACCACCUCCUUCAUGAUUCUGGUUCUUCCUGUCGUCUUUGAAACUGAAAAACUGCAGAUGGAGCAACAGCAGCAGCUGCAGCAACGACAGAUCCUCCUCGGACCCAACACGGGGCUCUCAGGGGGAAUGCCAGGGGCCCUGCCUCCACUGUCUGGAAAAAUCUAAUUUGUGGAAGCUGCAUUGGAUUCAUAUCAUGUGGGAAGACCUUGAGAUUAUGAUAUAUUGAACUGUUGAUUUGUUGGGUCAGGGCAUUUUUUUGUUUGUUUUUAUUUUUGGUUCUCCUUUGGGACAUUGACCUGUUUGUAAUGAGGGGGGAAAGCCCCACUCUGGACCUGAUGAUGGCUCCUGUCUGCAUCCUCCCCCCUGUAGAAGUCAUGAGUCUUUUCUUUUAGUCAAUCAGCAUGUCAUAACCAGUUACAGACUUGAACUGGGGGAGUUCCUCUUCCAGCUUCCUUGCCCCCCAUAAAACCACCCUGGGGCACAGGUCAGGCUUUGAAAGGCAGCAGCCAGACAAAACAAAUCGUUUCCUGGCUGGCUCGGCGCUGAAAGACACCGGUGACAAGAGGAGCAGUGACUUUCCCAGCAAGCAAAGCAAAGGCAGGAAGGGUGCAGGUAGCUGUACCCUGUGGAAAACACUCUCUGGGAAGAUGCUUCUGCAAAAUUACUUUCACUGCAACUUCAUGUGUGUGCGCAAAUACUGAGGGAGCAGCAGGCCACGUUCAAGACGAUCACGUCCGCACUGAUCCUCUGCCUCAUAAAGUAGAACUUCAGAUAUCAGCUGCGUGGUGUUUUUUGUAUUGAAUAUUAAACAAAUCCAGCCUGA
Messenger RNA from Gavia stellata (red-throated loon), 1093 nucleotides. RefSeq names its product translocase of outer mitochondrial membrane 22 (gene TOMM22). Bases 16 to 435 code for a protein of 139 amino acids. The transcript has 4 exons. Gene Ontology annotation, biological process: intracellular protein transport. Lineage: Eukaryota; Metazoa; Chordata; Aves; Gaviiformes; Gaviidae. Gene Ontology annotation, cellular component: mitochondrial outer membrane. The record is from RefSeq and is a predicted model, not a curated record.